AUGGCAUCACAAUCUGCAAAUUUUUCACGUUCUGAAACUGUUUUAUUCGAAAAUCAUACUGAGGCUAAUCCAAUCCAAUUUUCAAUAUUACCUAAAGAAAAAAAAGUUGAAAAAGAAAAAGAAAAAUCUAGUUACUUUUCUCGUAGAACAUUUUCUGCAUCUUCGAUGUCUUCUAUAUUGAAUCCACCACAAUAA
This is a messenger RNA of Entrophospora candida, 195 nucleotides long. The record is from the annotation of a GenBank genome assembly. NCBI's taxonomy places the organism in Eukaryota, Fungi, Glomeromycota, Glomeromycetes, Entrophosporales, Entrophosporaceae.